GCGUCCACUUAAAGUGGAUGACUAUAACAUAAAAACCAAGUUGGAUGUCAACAAAAACUGGGUAAUUUGAGGAUGAUGAUGGGAACUCAAAAUUACUUACUCUUUGUUCUUUCACUCAUAGCUCUUUCAGUCUCUAGUAAUGGUAAUUCCACCGCAGAAUCCAAGUGUGACUGCCAUCACACAUCAAUCAACGCUGGAAAUUUUCCAGGAGGUUUUAUCUUUGGGGCAGCAUCAUCAGCUUAUCAGGUGUUUGCAAUAGCAUAGCAGUUUAAGGCAUAGAUGUAACUUGAAGCUGUUAGCUAUGUAACUAUCUUACAUACUUGAUGUAAAGAGGAAGCAUAGAAAAAGAAGUGUUUGUACUUUUGUGAAGGUGCAUUCAAUGUAAAUGCCAAAGGCCAGAGCAUGUGGGAUAAUUUCACUCACAUGUAUCCAGACAAGAUAUUGGACCACAGUAACGGAGACACAGCAGUUGAUUCCUAUCAUCGCUACAAGGAAGAUGUGAAGAUUGCAAGAUAUUUGGGUCUUGAUGCCUACAGAUUUUCAAUAUCAUGGCCUAGGAUAUUGCCAGGUGGAACGAUCAAGGAAGGUGUGAAUCGAGAGGGGAUUGAUUAUUACAAUAAUCUCAUCAAUGAACUUCUGGCUAAUGGGAUAGAGCCUUUUGUGACUAUUCUCCACUUCGAUGUUCCACAAGCUCUGCAAGAUGCAUAUGGUGGAUUCCUAAAUGCUCAAAUUGUGGAUGAUUUUUUGGACUUCUCAGACCUCCUGUUUCACCAAUUUGGUGACCGCGUCAAGUAUUGGGUCACUAUAAAUGAACCAUGGACAUUCACUGUUUAUGGUUAUGCAUAUGGUUUAUUUGCACCAGGCCGUUGUUCAAACUGGCAAGGGCUCAAUUGCACUGGAGGCGAUUCAGCCAUAGAACCAUACCUUGUGGCCCACAACCAACUUCUUGCCCACUCAGCUGUUGUAAAUUUGUACAGAAACAAGUAUCAGGUCCCUUGGAUAAGAACCUCCUUGAAUUUCUUGAAUCAUAUGUACAAGGAAGUUUUGUUACGAUUUAACUUUGACAAAGGCAUGCAGGCAAUACAAAAGGGGAAGAUUGGAAUAUCAUUUGCUUCAUAUUGGUUUGAGCCACACGACGAAACAAUUGAGAAUAAGAAGGCAAAAGAUAGAGCCCUUGAUUUCAUGCUAGGAUGGUUUAUGGAACCAUUAACACGAGGUACUUAUCCAGAGAGUAUGAGGGUCCGAGUAAGAGGCCGAUUGCCCAAGUUUACUAGAGAGGAAAUAAACAUGAUGGAAGGGUCCUUUGAUUUCAUUGGAUUCAAUUAUUACGGUGCUAUGUAUGCAUUUAACAAACCCAACUCGUCCAGCUUCAGCUACACCACGGAUUCUGAGAUUGACAUCACAGGGAGGAGAAAUGGGAAGCCAAUAGGUGAACAAGCAAGAAAUUCAAGCCGGAUCUACAUAUAUCCACAGGGACUUCGGAAAAUUCUGAGGCACAUAGAAGAAAAAUACAAUGAUCCGCUGAUUUACAUCACUGAGAAUGGGCUUGAUGAGGCAACAAAUGACACUUCAGGAAUAUCCUAUGCAAUAAAAGAUGACAUGAGGAAAGACUACAUCCACGACCACAUCUGUUGCCUGCAUGAAGCAAUGGAGAAAGAUGGAGCUAAUGUUAAGGGAUAUUUCGUGUGGUCGUUGAUGGAUAAUUUCGAGUGGGCUUCCGGAUUUUCAGUUCGCUUUGGACUUAAUUAUGUGGAUUUCAAAGAUAAGACGUUGAGACGAUACCCCAAGCAGUCUGCCCUCUGGUUCAAGAAUUUCCUUCUCAAAAGAAUGUUAAGUUGUGAAGAUUGAUUUGAAGAAGAAAAGGAUAACCUGAUUCAACUUAGAAUUCCCAAGUUGAGUUGGAGAAGGAUAACCCGAUUCAAAGUUGAGUUGGAGAAGGAUAACCUCAUUCAA
Sesamum indicum (sesame) is the source of this 1953-nucleotide messenger RNA. Its product is annotated as beta-glucosidase 12. NCBI's taxonomy places the organism in Eukaryota, Viridiplantae, Streptophyta, Magnoliopsida, Lamiales, Pedaliaceae. Gene Ontology annotation, molecular function: beta-glucosidase activity. Gene Ontology annotation, biological process: carbohydrate metabolic process. The record is from RefSeq and is a predicted model, not a curated record.